AGCAUACUGGAAUAAUAUUACUCUUACCGCGCGAAACUACCUAUCACAAUAUGGCGCCCGCACCGACGUAUAGCUUGUAACCGGAGAUGUAGGGGCUUUUACUUUGAAGAGCGAUUACCGGAAACGCCUUUGUGUUUCAGAGCAUGUGAUUGUGUGCGGAGCAUGCAGUUGAUUGUCAAUGCUUAAGCGGCUCAGCAGUGGUUCUGUCGGUCUGUGUGGGUACAGUCAGGCUUUAAACAACUUUUUUCAUUGGCAGCAAAGCUGUUUUCUACAUUUGCUAUAAUGUAUCGAGCGGUAGCAGCUUCUUAGCUUACCCGUUUAACAGCCCGUAAGCACACAUAUUAACCCAGCUGGUGAGUAAUGGUAGCUACAUUUCAAACGCACACGAGAGGCUAGCUAAUAAAUUUCCUGACUCCUUUAAAAAAAAAGAGACCUAAAAUGCGAAACGCUGUCUUAAAGAAGUCUGUUUAUACUGGCUGGUUAAUUAAUAACACACCUUUUAGUUGACUAGCCUCCUAGACAAGGUCAAACAUUUAAAAAUAGCUACCAAUAGCUAACCAAUCUGUGUGACACUAAAGCAGAGCUUUGAUUUGUUUAUUAGCUUCUAUCCUUCAGUUUAAAAUCCUCCCAGCGUGUUUUGGAGGAAGUCGUCAUUUCUGACAGUCCAGGAACGGAUGACAUUUAAAUAGUUUGAUAUAAGUAGGCGGCGUCGGUGUGCCUGUCUGCCUGUUUGACAGGUUCGCCGCUAAGCACAACCGAACGGGACGUGAUUUUCUGGUAAUUUUUUCCCCCCUCCCUCCUUGUUGUUCAAGUUACGUCGAUUUUUCUCCGGCCACCUCAGGAUGCUGGCAACAACCUGGGUGGGGCUGACGCGGACCACACAGACCAGGAGCAGAUCUCAGGGAUAAGCCAAACCGAGCCGGAUCGCUACUGCUCUACUUUUUCCUCUCCCCCCCCCUCAUCCCCCCCGCUUUUCGUUUCUUUGAAAGCACAGCGGGCGGCUUUCAAAAGGGUGAAAGCAGUCACCCAAUCAGCCAUGACCAAGUCCGAGUCGAAGAGAAGCGGCGUGUCCGCCGGCAAGUGCGCCAGCGCCGCAUCCGCCGCCGAGCAGGUCAACAACGGCUCGUUUGAUGUGGGCUUCCCGGAGCCGAGCCCCGCAGCCAAAGCCAAGGUGCUGAAGCAGACGUCCAAGGAGAGCCUCCACCGGAGGAUCGCAGAGUGCGAGGUGUACGACGACGGGACCAACACCUUUUUCUGGCGAGCCCACACCCUGACGGUGCUGUUCAUUCUGACCUGUGCCCUGGUCUACGUCACGCUGCUGGAAGAGACGCCUCACGACACGGCCUACAACACUAAAAGGGGCAUUGUGGCCAGCAUCCUGGUCUUCCUCUGUUUUGGGGUAACACAGGCCAAAGAUGGACCCUUCACCCGACCCCAUCCAGCUUACUGGCGGUUCUGGCUCUGCGUUAGUGUCGUCUAUGAACUCUUCCUCAUCUUCAUCCUCUUUCAGACUGUGCACGAUGGGCGACAGUUCAUGAAGUACAUCGACCCUAAACUAGGGGUCGCUCUGCCUGAGCGCGACUAUGGAGGAAACUGCCUCAUCUACGACCCGGGCAACGCCACGGAUCCUUUUCACAACCUCUGGGAUAAGAUGGAUGGCUUCGUUCCAGCUCACUUCCUGGGGUGGUACAUAAAGACGCUGAUGAUUCGGGAUUGGUGGAUGUGUAUGAUGAUCAGUGUGAUGUUCGAGUUCCUGGAAUACAGCCUGGAGCAUCAGCUACCAAACUUCUCAGAGUGCUGGUGGGACCAUUGGAUCAUGGAUGUGUUGGUGUGCAACGGUUUGGGGAUCUACUGCGGCAUGAAGACGCUGGCCUGGCUGUCCAUGAAGCCGUACCAGUGGCAGGGCCUCUGGAACAUUCCUACGUACAAGGGGAAGAUAAAGCGCAUAGCAUUCCAGUUCACACCGUACAGCUGGGCCAAGUUCGAGUGGAGGCCGGCUUCGGACCUUCGGCGCUGGCUCGCCGUGUUGGGGAUUAUCUUCAUGUUCCUGCUGGCGGAGCUGAACACCUUCUACCUGAAGUUUGUGCUCUGGAUGCCUCCUGAACACUACCUGGUGCUGCUGCGCCUCGUCUUCUUCGUCAACGUGGGCGGCGUGGCCAUGAGGGAGAUCUACGACUUCAUGGACGACCCGAAGUUCCACAAGAAGCUGGGCCAGCAGGCGUGGCUGGUGUCGGCCAUAACGGUGACGGAGUUCCUCAUCGUAGUCAAGUACGACCCCCACACCCUCAUGUUGCCCAUCCCCUUCUCCGUCAUGCAGUGCUGGUUCUUGGGCAUCUUCCUCAUCCUCAUCUGGACCCUGUGGAGGUUCUUCAUCCGUGACAUUACGCUCCGUUACAAAGAGACGCGCCGGCGCAAACAGGAAGCGCCUGUGGACUGGGACCGCCAGCUGGGGAACGGCAGCCCGGGGGCGGCGGGAGCGGCGGGUUUGGCAUCGUCGGGCCGCAGCAAACUGAACGGCAGCUCCGACUCGCUGCGACAGAGGAAGUCCUGAGAGGAACUGAGGGGGAAGUUUGUGCAAUGACACGCGUAGAGGCAACCAGGUGGACUUACUCUUGUGCCUACAGCAACAACUCAAAGGGGUGGGGGGGGGGUUGCCAUGGUAACAGAAAGUUUAGUUGCUGAAAGGUGUAGUCAGUCACACUACAAGAAGUUACCUCAUUCUGCUUCUUUUUUUCUUUUUUAAACAUUGGUGGAGCUACGCUCUGUAAAAGUUUUUGUUCCCGUCUCGAAUGUUCAGGGCUGACGGACUGAAUGCACUCUUUGAAUCCGAUCAGUUUCCAUUUUUACUGCAGACGAAACGCCGCGAGCGUCUGCAACAUUCCCUCCUCUGUAAAUAUUCCCGUUUUCCGUCGCGAAGGUAAGAGACGUUGCCGACUUCCUGUCGGCCACUGCUAUGCAAUCGGAGAAUCUGGGAUUUAUUCAUACAUUUAACAAUCACAAAGUGGAAGUCAGAGUCAUUUUUGACGGUUUAAAGCUGGUCCCAAGUACACAAGACGAUGUUUAUAUGCUGUUUAGGUAGGCUUUUUAUUAUUAUUAUUAUAGUUAUUAAUAAGAUUUUAGGUCGGUUUCCAGGAUGUACGAGACUUUCAAAUGGGUUUACAAAGUAAACUGAAAAUGUUAACUUUGAGUUAAAGAAAAAUCUUCAUGUUGUCUUCUAAUUAUUUGCCUGGUGAUGUAAUCGUUUGGGGAGGAGGGAUGUGCGGUGGGGUGGUUGAUUUUUAUCUCUGGCUUGUGCUGGAGUUUCGUUAAAAUUGUUGAAAAUCAGGUUGUUGGUGCAGGGGGAAAAAAAUAGAAAAACAAAAAUCAAGUUGUCAAAAAUACCGUCUUUUUGUGACAAGAUUAGCUAAAUCUUUUAAAUUUCACAAACUUGAUAUAAGCUUAUUUUUCUCUGCCUGAAUAAGGUUUCUUUGCCGCCUCGUUGUCCAGUAAAAGUACUCUCAGCCUUUUUAAGCAUCUCCGUUUGGGGUCAAGAGAAAAUAUUUCAGGAUUAGAACCGAAAACCAAAGCUAGGAAUCUAAAGCUGGGAUUAUUUAAGACGUGUAUGUUCCAAACCUGUAGACUCUGGGUUCAUUUAGAAAAAAUGGUUUUUAAAACUGCUUUAUGUCAUUUGUGAUCGCUCUGCAAAAAAGCUAAAAGGAAAGAAACUGUUACCAAAACUUAGUGUUUUUUUUUUAUGUGCUCCUUUGUGACAAAGAUGCUGACAAAAGUCGACGCCGCCUGUGAAUCACGGCUUCUGUCCUUCCUGCUGUGGGAUCUAGCGCGUCGAGACACUUGUAGUAGAGUUUGUGUAAGUAAUCGAUUCAAAAGCAGGAGAAUUUAGAAAACUGACUUCAUUUUUGCCAAACACUAGACAGAAACAUGCCAUUUCUUGUCUUUAAUGAAUACACUGAUUUCUGUGCAGUUAUUUCUCAACAUAUAUUCUAUUUAUCUGAUGCAUUACAAUUAAUUUUUUCAUCCCAUCCUUGAAAGUUCCUCCCCCCAACCCCCAGAUGGUAUUUUGUCAUUUAAUUGAUUUAAAUAUUUUAUCGUAUUAAAUGAAAGUCUCCAAAUUACACUUGAAAAGUGAAAAUAAAAAAAUCAGAACAGGAAAUUGAAUAAGCAUUACCUAAACAAGAUUGUUUUCCAUGUGGUUGUUUGCGGGGUUGGUUAGCAUCUCUUUCUGCCACACGGGGGCGCUAGAUGUCGUCGUUUGAGCUCCGUGCAGCCAUGUUUCAAUGUACUUUGAGUAAAUGUGAACAUGUUAGGGAUUAUUAACAGGAUUAUGCUGCUGCUCAAUGUAAUUUUAUAAAGUUUUUUUUUAAUAAAAUCAAUAAAAACUGAA
Molecule: messenger RNA, 4381 nt
Organism: Poecilia latipinna (sailfin molly)
Lineage: Eukaryota; Metazoa; Chordata; Actinopteri; Cyprinodontiformes; Poeciliidae
Gene: ptdss2
Product: phosphatidylserine synthase 2
Exons: 12
Coding region: 1037-2551 (504 amino acids)
Biological process (GO): phosphatidylserine biosynthetic process
Molecular function (GO): L-serine-phosphatidylethanolamine phosphatidyltransferase activity
Source: RefSeq, a predicted model, not a curated record